GGUCUGGGAGCACAGACACAAAAGCCGCCUCUCCGUUCAGACAGCACACAGCUACGGCUCUCUUCGCGUGGCCCCUGGGGCAGGAGAUACUCUUGGAUCGGGCGCAGCACCUAGCAGGAGGCGGCGGUAGCUGCCUCUGAGCCGCAGCGGCGUGCGCACAAAGCGGGAGAGGAGCCGGUGCCCUCGCUCCUGUCUAAAGCCGGCUGGACUCUAGAGGGGCCGCGUUUUUCAUACGAUGUCUACAGACACACGCAGGUCUGUAGGUGGGUGGGUGGGUUAUUUGGUGCGUGGCGCACAGCUCUGAUAGAAGCCGCUCAGUAGCGCUGCACACAGGAGGAAGAGGAGGGGGAAGCUGCAUUAUCUGGUCCACGCUGCUGCUGAAGGUCGCGUCUGAGCAUCUCCCGCUCGCUCCCCUUGCCCGCCUCGCUGCGAGGAAAAGGCGCCGCUUUGACCCAUCCUCCCAAGCGGGCCACAACCCACGGGGGCUUCUCCGCAAGGCAGAGCCCGAGGUGGCCAGCGCCUUCCACGAAGGACACCGGCGAGGCGGCGGGGACACCUUGAAGGCGAGGCCCAUCCUGGCUGGGGAGGUUUGUCGAGCUCACAUUGUGGCUACUGUCUACCUACAAAAUAUACACUAUUAUUUGGAUAAACAUUUGGAUACUUACAUUUCCUAGAUCAGGAUGCCUUUCAAAAGCGGAUUAGAAUUAACUGAGUUGCAGAAUAUGACUGUCCCUGAGGAUGAUAACAUCAGCAAUGAUUCAAAUGAUUUUACAGAGGUAGAAAAUGGCCAGAUAAAUAGCAAGUUUAUUUCGGAUCGGGAGAGCCGAAGAAGUCUCACAAACAGUCACUUGGAAAAAAAGAAAUGUGAAGAAUAUAUUCCAGGAACAACCUCAUUGCAAAUAUCUGUCUUUAAUCUCAGCAACGCCAUUAUGGGUAGUGGAAUUUUAGGUCUUGCCUUUGCAUUAGCCAACACAGGAAUCAUCCUUUUUGUGUUUCUAUUGUCUUCAGUGACAUUGCUGUCUAUUUAUUCAAUAAAUCUCCUGUUGAUAUGUUCAAAGGAAACAGGCUGCAUGGUGUAUGAAAAGCUUGGUGAGCAGGUCUUUGGCACUCCGGGAAAAAUUAUUGUUUUUGGAUCCACUUCUCUCCAGAAUACUGGAGCAAUGCUGAGCUAUCUCUUCAUAGUAAAAAAUGAGCUGCCUUCUGCCAUAAAGUUUCUUAUGGGAAAAGAAGAAGCAUUUUCGGCAUGGUAUGUGGAUGGGCGAAUUCUUGUUGUAGCCGUGACAUUUACUAUAAUCCUCCCCCUGUGUCUUCUUAAGAACUUAGGGUAUCUUGGAUAUACUAGUGGAUUUUCUCUUGGUUGCAUGGUUUUUUUCCUCAUAGUGGUUAUCUACAAGAAAGUUCAACUUUCCUGCCCAGUACUGGGGCCAAGUGCAACAUCACCUAUCAUAUCAAAUGUUAGCUCAGCACAUGAAGAGAUGUGUCAACCAAAGUAUGUUACCUUUAAUUCCAAGACUGUUUAUGCUUUGCCUACCCUUGCAUUUGCAUUUGUGUGCCACCCAUCGGUCCUUCCAAUUUACAGCGAACUUAAAGAUCGCACACAGAAGAGAAUGCAAAUGGUUUCAAAUAUCUCAUUUUUUGCCAUGUUCGUUAUGUACUUAAUGACUGCCGUUUUUGGCUAUUUCACUUUCUAUGACAAUGUGCACUCAGAUCUGCUUCACAACUACCAGAGUAGAGAUGACAUCCUCAUCCUGACAGUGCGUGUGGCUGUCAUUUUUGCAGUCAUACUCACAGUGCCAGUGCUGUUUUUCACUGUGCGUUCUUCUUUAUUUGAGCUGGCUAAAAAAACAAAAUAUGACUUAUGCCAUCAUAUUGUGGUUACUAUUGUCCUCCUGAUUUUCAUCAACCUGUUAGUAAUUUUUAUCCCCUCAAUGAAGGAUAUUUUUGGAGUUGUAGGAGUAACUUCUGCCAAUAUGUUGAUUUUCAUUAUUCCUUCAUCGCUAUAUUUAAAAAUCACACAUCGGGAUACGGAAAAAUUUACUCAGAGGAUUUGGGCUUCUCUUUUCAUGGCAUUGGGAAUAUUGUUUUCCCUAGUGAGCAUUCCUUUGGUCAUCUAUGACUGGGUGCACUCAGGAGACAAGGCUGAAGGCAACUGAAGUCAACAUCAUGCUGAAAAGGAUACAUCCCUGUUUGCUACUCACCAGAAUCACCACCAUUCUGUUUUAUCUAUCCCAUCCAUUAUGAGUUUACUCAAAUCAAAUCCAAAUAAUGAAAUACUGAUAUAGAUGUAUUUGCUUGCAGAAAAUGCCCAUUUUCCCAACAGCAAUAUCAGUUUCUCCAAUUCCAGUGAGUUAUCAAAUCAAUGUUAAGGUUGUGUUGAUUGUCUGCAAGGGUUUAUAUGGCUUUGCCACUAGGUUCCAAUCAUAAUUAAUUUUUACUCUUCUGGGAUUGAAUUAGAUUGUUCUAGUACUAGUCUUAAAACUUCCAAACCAUAAUAUUUAGUCCUUUGGAGCAAGCAAUGUAUUUGUUUUUGUUUUGUUUUACAAAUCCAGAUUCUAGACUAGUUUUCACAAAUGAUGUUCAGCUCUCACCAUCUCUUUUUUAACCAAAACUCUACUCUUAAAUUGCAUACAUUUGAUCUGGCUUUUCAUUACUAUUUUGUAAACCAUUUUCCCUCAUUUAGUAAGUGUAGCAUUCUGGAGUGUUUAUAUGAAGGGCACCAUGAAAGCAUCAGCUGGUGUUAGAUAACAGUAUGUCCUACACUUGGUGCUGCUACUUU
Chrysemys picta bellii (western painted turtle) is the source of this 2776-nucleotide messenger RNA. RefSeq names its product solute carrier family 38 member 1 (gene SLC38A1). The record is from RefSeq and is a predicted model, not a curated record. Lineage: Eukaryota; Metazoa; Chordata; Testudines; Emydidae. Gene Ontology annotation, biological process: amino acid transmembrane transport; L-glutamine transport. Gene Ontology annotation, cellular component: plasma membrane. Gene Ontology annotation, molecular function: L-glutamine transmembrane transporter activity.